This is a messenger RNA of Mauremys mutica (yellowpond turtle), 2137 nucleotides long. RefSeq names its product olfactory receptor 52N4-like. Gene Ontology annotation, molecular function: G protein-coupled receptor activity; olfactory receptor activity. The transcript has 3 exons. Lineage: Eukaryota; Metazoa; Chordata; Testudines; Geoemydidae. The coding region runs from base 887 to 1825 and encodes 312 amino acids. The record is from RefSeq and is a predicted model, not a curated record. Gene Ontology annotation, biological process: G protein-coupled receptor signaling pathway. Gene Ontology annotation, cellular component: membrane.
CCUCUACAGUACCAGGCACACCCUGGGGUGGGGGAGUUAUGAAGUGGUGCAGGGGCAGCUGACCCUAGUCUGGCUGUGGCACCGCCUACGUUUACGUCAGUGUGUUGUGGUCACUGCCACUCAUAGGGCCUUGGGACGGGGCACAGUGGAGUGGGUGGGCCUGCACCACCACUGCCACUGGGGUGGCAGUCUCCCCUCUCUAAGACAAGGAGCCAGAGUUUGUCGGCCAUCCACCAGAGCUAGGAUGCCUGAAUGCCUUGAUCCUCAGUCCUGACCAGAGGCCCGAGCCAUAGGCCUUUGUUGCCCUGCCCUGAUUAAGGGCCGGCAUUCCCUGUGUUUGCUGCUCGGCCCUGGACAUGGACCCGAGCUAUAGACCCAUUGCCCCAUCCUGCCUGAGGGCCUGGGUUACCUAACUUCCUUUGCAGCUCAGCCCUGACCUCAGCCCCGACCCCUUGACUCCUGUGGCCUCGCCUUGCCUGAGGGCCUGGGCUAUUUAAUAGUGUUUGUUGCUGGCCCCCUUGACUACAAGCCUGAGCUAGAGACUCGCUGCACAGCUAAUUCCCCACAACAGGUGAUGCCCAGCGACAGUGAGGCGGACUGGUCUUCCACGGACUCGGAGGAGGAGGAACCCCACCGCUGGACCACUACAACUACGUAUCUGUAGUUACACCUGGUGGCUGGUCAGAGAGCCUUCAUGUAACAGCGGCUGGGAGUGUCCAUUCCUGUGUGAAUGAUGGUGGAGGUGUAGGACCCGGAGCUGGUCUGCAGCAUGUCACAGCAGCACAUUGAGAGAGGAAGCCCAGGCUCGUGAGUCAUAGCACUCAGUGGAACCUCAAUUUCAGGCACCUUGAGAAUUCCUGAGUCUGAUGGACGCAUCAACCACCUCAUGGCAUCUUUGAACCUCACCCCCUCUGGCCCUUCAACAUUUAUUCUAAUGGGCAUUCCUGAUCUGGAAGCUUCCCAUGUCUGGAUUUCCAUCCCUUUCGCUACAUUCUACAUUAUUGGCCUGUUCGGAAAUUCCAUGAUUCUGUUUGUUGUAGGGAAUGAGAAGACCCUGCACAAGCCAAUGUACCUGCUGCUAUGUAUGCUGGCACUCACAGACAUUAGCAUGUCUACCUGUGUCAUGCCGAAGACACUGUUGAUAUUUUGGUUCAAUAUGAAAGAUAUUAUAGUGGAUGGCUGCCUCACCCAAAUGUUCUUUUUUCAAGCAAUUUCUAUUAUGCACUCAGGUAUCCUUGUCACAAUGGCCUUCGAUCGCUAUGUUGCCAUAUGUAACCCUCUGAGAUAUGUCACCAUCCUCACCAAUGCACGAAUAGCUAAGCUAGGGCUUGUGGGUUUGAUAAGAGCUGUUCUUUUCAUGCUUCCCCCGCCCCUGCUCCUGAGCAGGCAGCCAUUCUGUGCCAACCGCAUUAUCCCCCAUACAUACUGCGACCACAUGGCUGUGGCAAAGAUGUCGUGUGGGGACAUCACUGUAAACAGGAUGUACGGCUUGGUGUUGGCAUUUGUAGUCAUUGGGUCAGACCUGACUCUCAUUGCCCUGUCCUAUGGUCUGAUCAUCAGGGCCCUCCUCAGAAUCUCCUCCAAGAAAGCCCACCAGAAAGCCUUCAGCACCUGCACAGCCCACAUCUGUGUGAUUCUGAUGUCUUAUCCUCCCGGCCUCUUCUCCAUUCUGACACACCGGUUCAGUCAGGGCAUCGCUCCCCACAUUCACAUCAUCAUGGCCAACCUCUAUUUCGUCACUCCCCCCAUGCUCAACCCAAUCGUGUAUGGGGUUUAUACCAAAGAACUUCGUGCCAAAGUGGGUAAAUACAUCUGCAGAAUGUGAUUUCCUGGGGCCACUGAUUUCAAACCUGUGUGACAAGAGGGAGAAAGUACAUCUCCUCAUUUAUCAAGGGUGCUCUGUCACAGUUUGGCUGAGGUCAGCAUUGUGGAAGUUCACAGUCUGAGAAGUUCCUCACACCUAACAUCUUAUCACUCCAUCUCCAAGCACUGUUCUCUCCGUUGCUGAGUUCCCCCCGUCACCAUCACCUUUCAUUGUCACCCAUCAGCCACCAACCCCACAAAUCCUGUCACUUAGCUUUUCCAUAACUCCUAGACUACUAGAAUAUACUGCAGCUUUCUGAUGUAAGGUGGCUUU